Messenger RNA from Vicia villosa (hairy vetch), 2533 nucleotides. RefSeq names its product protein RIK. The transcript is spliced from 12 exons. Gene Ontology annotation, molecular function: RNA binding. NCBI's taxonomy places the organism in Eukaryota, Viridiplantae, Streptophyta, Magnoliopsida, Fabales, Fabaceae. Gene Ontology annotation, cellular component: nucleus. The coding region runs from base 268 to 2118 and encodes 616 amino acids. The record is from RefSeq and is a predicted model, not a curated record.
UCCUCACAUACCGUCGUUUAACACGUCUGGUAACAUUCCUCCCGAACACAGCUCUCCCACAGUACCAAUAACAAACCGAUAGAAAAUCACAAAACCCCGUUUCAGCGAUCAAACACGCUUCAGAUUUUCAAUCCAACGCCAACGCUCGCGUGAAUCGAUUUUCUCCCAUAAACGAAAACCCAUAGAAUCUAAACGAAACCAAAGGUGAAAAAAUCAAUCAAUCUUUUCAAUUUCGAUUACCGAAGCAAAUCGUGAAUCAGUUGAACGAUGACGGAGGAUAGUAACGUUAGGGUUUCUUCUUCGAAUGAAGCUUCGCAAACGAGACAGAGAAAGAAGAGAAAGUGGGAUCAACCGGCAGAGUCAUUGUUACCUGCUGGGAUGGCAAUCCCUGGAGUUCUUCCUUUGAGCAAUUCUGUGCCUCUUGGCGGCGGGGUUGUAUUUUCGGGUGUGACUUCAGCAAUAUCUGGUGCUCUUUUGACAAAUCCUUUGGCAGCUGCAGCUCUGCUUCAGCAGCAAAGCACGGCGGCGGCCCAAAAAUUGAAUCAACAAAAGAUUCAAGAUGAGUUGGUAAUUGCUCGAGAAAUCGUCAUAAAUGAUGCAGAAUCUUCUAUUCGUUACAAAUUGACAAAACGCCAGACACAAGAGGAGAUUCAGAAGUGCACUGGUACUAUUGUUAUAACUAGGGGAAAGUAUCGACCGCCCAAUAUGCCGCUCGAUAGUGAAAAGCCAUUGUAUCUCCACAUCUCUGCAGGAGCUCAUAUAAAAGAUACGGCAGAACGGAUUUUAGUUGUUGAUCGGGCUGCUGCAAUGAUUGAAGAAAUUCUAAGGCCGGGGCAGAAUUCACAGUCAAUUUCUUCUGCCUCACCUUCACCUUUGGCUAAUGGACUGAAGGUACUCAGCACAAGUGUGUUUUUGGGCUUUGAUGCUGACCCAUCAUGGAACAUUGUUGCCCGUAUACGUGGACCAAAUGACCAGUAUAUAAAUCACAUUACCAAUGAAACAGGAGCAACAGUCAAACUGAGAGGACGUGGUUCAGGAACUGAUGAAGGGUCAAGUGAAGAAGAUGGACAACAGCCUAUGCACCUGUUUUUGUCUAGUAACAAUGCAAAAAGCCUUGAACAGGCUAAGUCCUUGGCAGAAAAUCUUUUGGAUACAAUCAGUAUGGAAUGUGGUGCUUCAAGGAUUUCAUCAUGUAAAGCUUAUAGUGCUGUUCCACCUCCACAGCCCGUAUAUACUGCUGUUCCACCUCCACAGCCAGUAUAUACUGCUGUUCCAUCACCCCAGCAGGUUUAUAGUGGCCCUACUGCCAUUUCGCCCCUACAACAAGGUUAUAGUGCUGUUCCACCCCCACAGCAGUUGUUGGCUGGAGUUCAGAGUUUGGCGGCAAGCACAGGCGUAACGACUACUUCAAUGUCAUUGACCACAGUUUCAACAGCAAUUCCUCUAGCCAACACAAUUGGUUAUACUCCUCCUUUAGUAGCAGGUGGAACUAGCUAUAUUGGAUAUGGUGGAAUAUAUCCUCAAGCUACCCCAUUGCAACAAGUUGCCCUUGCCCUGAGGCACACGCCUCCUGUUGCUUCAACAGUUGCUCCCACAACUUCGGCAUCAAGCAGAGAAUCGAAGUCAAUCACAAGCUCUGAUCAUGAAAAAGAGGAAAAACGGACAUCCCAGCGACGAAAGUUUCAAGAAUUACCAGUUGUUUCAAAGGGCACAAAACACAAUCAGGGAUUGGAACUUAGAAAACCUAAUGAACGAUAUGAUGAUUUGGAUGUGAGGAAUAUAUCGAAUAUGCCUGCUCCUAAGAAGUUGAUCCAGCCGUCGUCCAAUGGAAUUCAACCGGCCCCGCCAAGAACUAUGCCUCCACCACCUCCUCCAAAAAGAGCUAUGCCCCCGCCACCUCCUCCACCUAAAUUUUAUGAUUCAACUGAAGUUAAAGUACAAGACAGGAGCAAUAAUUCACUGAAGACAAAACCCGAUGCAGUUCCUGAUACUUUGGUCAAGCUAAUGGAAUAUGGUGAUGACGAUGACGACGAUGAUGAUCUAGACGGUUCACAUGAGGAAAUUCUUCCCCGCACCAUCAAAGCAAUUGGGGCUCAAAAGCCUUUUUGGGCUUUAUGAUCUGUGUAGUGUGGAUGUCAUACAUAAGUUAUGUAAAUAAGCAAUUGUUUCAGUUGUGAUUUAGCCAUUUCAUCAAUUCCUGCUGAUCAUGGGUAACAGUUACUCUUUCCCAGUGCAAUGGCUGGUCAAGCACGAUUUUUGGAGAAAAUGUAGUUGUUGAGUAGCAUUCGAAAUCUACUGGCUAUGAUUGCCCAUUCUCAUCUGCUUUCCAGAUCAUCUGUUGUAGUUGUCGUAAUUUAAGUAAAGCAUAUCCACCAGUAGUUGUUUUUUAGUAGAGUAUAGUUGGCCACCAAUGUGAUUAACAAUGCCAUGAUUAUGGGUUGAAUACUGCUUUUUGCUUCCCUUUUUUAUAGUUGACUAACUCUUACAAACUGUGCCGAAUGAUGAAUGAUACUGUAGUCCCCAGUUUGUCUAA